This is a messenger RNA of Penaeus monodon (black tiger shrimp), 441 nucleotides long. Its product is annotated as serine/threonine-protein kinase 32B-like. Bases 1 to 441 code for a protein of 146 amino acids. Lineage: Eukaryota; Metazoa; Arthropoda; Malacostraca; Decapoda; Penaeidae. Gene Ontology annotation, molecular function: protein kinase activity; ATP binding. The record is from RefSeq and is a predicted model, not a curated record. The transcript has a single exon. Gene Ontology annotation, biological process: protein phosphorylation.
AUGUAUCUGAGGAAACCUCCGGGCCCCGGCGGAUCCCCCAUAGCCCUUGGACUGUGCCCAAAUCCCCGGCCCUCUUCACAUCCUUCGUGGGGCAUCAGACUCUCAAAAAUUUACUUGCGGGAAAAAGAGGCCGACGAAGAGUUUUGGGGAAAGUGGCCAUCGAUCUUUGCUUUAAGAUACAGGAAAAUCCCUCAGAAGCACGUCAUUCACCACGACCUGAAGGAGGACAACGUCCUAGUGGACGCCCAAGGAAAGGUGCACGUUAUCGACUUCGGCAACCCCGAUAUGGAGGGUGAAAAGUGUUGCUAUUGUAGAGCAAGUUGGUCCCCCAUGUGGAUGGCCCCUGAGGUCUUCUCCGUCGUCCUGAGCCAUCCCAUCCAAGACGUAUACUCCGUCGGGCACUUGCUCAUGACAAUAGCCGAGGUCAUGGAAUCUCCAUAA